This is a messenger RNA of Carya illinoinensis, 1234 nucleotides long. RefSeq names its product 60S ribosomal protein L18a. Gene Ontology annotation, molecular function: structural constituent of ribosome. Gene Ontology annotation, biological process: translation. NCBI's taxonomy places the organism in Eukaryota, Viridiplantae, Streptophyta, Magnoliopsida, Fagales, Juglandaceae. Gene Ontology annotation, cellular component: ribosome; cytosolic large ribosomal subunit. The coding region runs from base 90 to 1025 and encodes 311 amino acids. The record is from RefSeq and is a predicted model, not a curated record. The transcript has 6 exons.
CGUACCCAAAAUUGUUUAACUAUAGGUCCAUAUUUUUCCUUCUUUGCCGCAUCAAAAUUUUCUGUUGCUGGGGAGGCGAACGGUAAACAAUGAGCGAAGAUGGGCAGGGCAGACGACUCAUUGGCGAUCAGCAGAGUCAAUUUCACUACGGCACGUUUCAAGGCGUCGCCAACUACAACCCUCCCGCUCCGCAGCCACUGCCUCAUCCUGUCGUCGGUUUUCCCCAGCCGGUUCCUCCGCCUGGAUUCACUGUAGAUUCCCGCUAUAAUCACCAACACCACCAUCAUCAUUAUGGAUACCAAACCGUUCAAGGUUAUGCCAUUGUUGAGGGAAGACCUGUCAGAGAGCCGUCACUUCCUUGCUGUGGUAUCGGCAUGGGCUGGGUCCUGUUUAUAACUGGAUUUUUUCUUGGUGGCAUUCCCUGGUAUAUUGGGACUUUUAUUUUACUUUGUGUACGAGUGGAUUACAGAGAAAAACCUGGAUAUGUUGCAUGCACAGUAGCUUUUCACCAGUACCAAGUCGUUGGUAGGGCUCUGCCAACUGAAGCUGAUGAGCACCCAAAGAUUUACCGCAUGAAGCUCUGGGCCACGAACGAGGUUCGCGCCAAGUCGAAGUUCUGGUAUUUUCUGAGGAAGUUGAAGAAGGUCAAGAAGAGCAAUGGGCAAAUGCUUGCUAUCAAUGAGAUUUUUGAAAAGAACCCUACCAAGAUUAAGAACUAUGGUAUCUGGUUGAGGUAUCAAAGUCGAACGGGUUAUCACAAUAUGUACAAGGAAUACCGUGACACCACUCUAAACGGGGCUGUGGAACAGAUGUACAAUGAGAUGGCUUCUCGACACAGAGUCAGGUUUCCUUGCAUCCAAAUUAUCAAGACUGCCACCGUCCCAGCAAAACUCUGCAAGAGAGAGAGCACCAAGCAGUUUCACAACUCCAAAAUCAAGUUCCCCUUGGUAUUUAAGAAGGUCAGGCCACCUACUAGGAAGCUGAAGACCACAUACAAGGCAACAAGGCCUAACUUGUUCAUGUAAUUUGAUCAUUUGAGGAAUGAGCUCUGAAAUGUUAAGAGUGGGGCGUAAAAUCAUUUUGGUAGAGACCAUCGUAUCGUUGAAUGUUUCUUUUUGGAUAUUGUUUUAUUUCAGAAUCUUAGCAAACCAAAGAUUUGGAGCUUGUCUUUGGGUUUUCCGAGAACUUCAUUUAUAAAUUUUCUAUGGGAGAUUUUUUUGGUCAUGGACUUCAA